AUGUCUGCUCCAGCUCACAAUUACAAGGUCGCCGAUGUCUCUUUGGCAGCUUUCGGUAGGAAGGAAAUUGAAAUAUCCGAACAUGAAAUGCCAGGUUUGAUGGCCAUUAGAAAGGCUUAUGGUGAGGCUCAGCCAUUGAAGGGUGCCAGAAUUGCAGGAUGUUUGCACAUGACUAUUCAAACUGCAGUAUUGAUUGAAACUUUGGUUGCUUUGGGUGCUGAAGUUACAUGGACUUCUUGCAACAUUUUCUCGACGCAAGACCAUGCUGCCGCAGCCAUUGCUGCCGCUGGUGUUCCAGUGUUUGCAUGGAAGGGUGAGACUGAGGAGGAAUAUCUAUGGUGUAUUGAACAACAAUUGUUUGCAUUCAAGGAUGGCAAGAAGUUGAACUUGAUUUUGGAUGACGGUGGGGAUUUAACUUCUUUGGUUCACGAAAAAUACCCAGAGAUGUUAGAUGACUGUUUUGGUUUGUCUGAGGAGACCACUACUGGUGUCCACCACUUGUACAAAAUGUUGAAGGACGGUAAGUUGAAGGUUCCAGCUAUCAACGUCAACGACUCUGUUACCAAGUCCAAGUUUGACAAUCUUUACGGUUGCAGAGAAUCUUUAAUUGAUGGUAUCAAGAGAGCCACCGAUGUUAUGAUUGCUGGUAAGACUGCUGUUGUUGCAGGUUACGGUGAUGUCGGUAAGGGAUGUGCUGCUGCCCUAAGAGGCAUGGGUGCCCGUGUUAUUGUUACCGAAAUUGACCCAAUUAACGCCUUACAAGCUGCUAUGGAGGGUUACCAAGUUUCUACCAUGGAAGAAUGUGCCCACUUUGGUCAAAUCUUUGUUACUACCACUGGUUGCAGAGACAUUAUCCGUGGUGAGCAUUUCUCCAGCAUGCCAGAGGAUGCCAUUGUCUGCAACAUUGGUCACUUUGACAUCGAAAUCGACGUUGCUUGGUUGAAGGCCAAUGCUGUGGAAGUUGUCAACAUCAAGCCACAAGUCGACCGUUACUUGAUGGCUUCUGGCAGACACAUCAUCUUGUUGGCUGAUGGUAGAUUGGUUAACUUGGGCUGUGCCACUGGUCACUCUUCCUUUGUUAUGUCCUGCUCUUUCUCAAACCAGGUUUUGGCUCAAAUCGCUUUGUUCAAGGCUGAUGACAAGGAAUUCAGAGAAAAAUACAUUGAAUUCCAAAAAACUGGUUCUUUCACAGUUGGUGUCCAUGUUUUGCCAAAGAUUUUGGACGAGGCUGUCGCUAAGUUCCAUUUGGAUAAGUUGGGCGUUAAGAUGACCAAGUUGACUGACGUACAAUCAGAGUAUUUGGGCAUCUCUCAAGAAGGUCCUUUCAAGGCUGAUCACUACAGAUAUUGA
Messenger RNA from Eremothecium cymbalariae DBVPG#7215, 1350 nucleotides. It is a transcript of the gene SAH1, whose product is annotated as adenosylhomocysteinase. Gene Ontology annotation, cellular component: cytosol. The transcript has a single exon. Gene Ontology annotation, biological process: L-methionine cycle. The record is from RefSeq and is a predicted model, not a curated record. Gene Ontology annotation, molecular function: adenosylhomocysteinase activity. NCBI's taxonomy places the organism in Eukaryota, Fungi, Ascomycota, Saccharomycetes, Saccharomycetales, Saccharomycetaceae. Bases 1 to 1350 code for a protein of 449 amino acids.